AUGGCAGUGCGGGAAUACAUUGAUAGAUUUGAAGAACUUUGCAAGUUUGCUUCAAAAAUCUUUCCUACAGAAGCUCAAAAAUAUUACAGAUUCAAAGAGGGGCUGCAAGCUAUUUUAAGAAUGAGCUAUCAUUGUAUGAGGGAACAUAGUUCAGAGAGACCUCAAUCGCAUGAUAGUAAUUUCUUAGUAAGGCAGCCAGCAUCUAGUGUAGGUAGUGUGGCUAGCAAGAAGAGAUCUAUAACUUGCUUUGAAUGUGGUGGCAUGGGACAUAUUAUAAGGGAUUGUCCUAGUAUGGAACAGUUUAGCUCAGGUCGUGGCAGAGGUUUCCAAGGUACUACUAAUAGAGGUGGUCGAACAUCAGGCUUUGAUAGAGGUUCUGGUCGAGGUUCUGGCUUUAAUGCAAAUAAGGAAGCAAAUUCUCCAGAUGUUAUUUUUGGUAGGUUAACUAUCUUUGGUAGGGAUGCUUAUGUUUUAAUUGACCCUAGUGCAACACAUUCUUUCAUUGUGUCGUCAUUCAUAUCAUGCAUACCUCGAGAUAAGAGUGUGAUGAACCAUGCUUUAGUUGUACAUUUGCCAGUGGCUCAAUCAGUAGUUUGUCAGCAUGUUUAUAAAGAUUGUGAGAUACAUAUUGGGGAUUAUAAGUUUGAGGUAGAUUUAGUACCUUUGGUGCUUCAGAUGUUUGAUGUUAUAGUUGGUAUGGAUGUUUUAUCCAAAUACAAAGCAGUUGUUGACUGUUAUAGCAAGAGGAUACAAAAAAAAGGAGUAAAACUUGAAAAUAUUCAUGUUGUGAAUAAAUUCGCUGAUGUAUUUCCUGAUAAUUUACCAGGCUUACCACCAGAUAGAGCGAUUGAAUUUAGUGUUGAUUUGCAAUCAGGCACGAACCCUAUUUCUCAAGCUCCGUAUAGAAUGGCUCAAGCUGAGUUGAAAGAACCAAAAGUGUAG
Mercurialis annua (annual mercury) is the source of this 942-nucleotide messenger RNA. RefSeq lists its product as uncharacterized. The record is from RefSeq and is a predicted model, not a curated record. Gene Ontology annotation, molecular function: nucleic acid binding; zinc ion binding. NCBI's taxonomy places the organism in Eukaryota, Viridiplantae, Streptophyta, Magnoliopsida, Malpighiales, Euphorbiaceae. Bases 1 to 942 code for a protein of 313 amino acids. The transcript is spliced from 4 exons.